Molecule: messenger RNA, 8539 nt
Organism: Nyctereutes procyonoides (raccoon dog)
Lineage: Eukaryota; Metazoa; Chordata; Mammalia; Carnivora; Canidae
Gene: PLCG2
Product: phospholipase C gamma 2
Exons: 33
Coding region: 41-3901 (1286 amino acids)
Biological process (GO): phosphatidylinositol-mediated signaling; phospholipid catabolic process; positive regulation of epithelial cell migration
Molecular function (GO): phosphatidylinositol-4,5-bisphosphate phospholipase C activity; protein binding
Source: RefSeq, a predicted model, not a curated record
CACCUUCACCCAGAAGACAGCAGGAGGGUCGGGGGGGUUCAUGAUCCCCGCUCCGCCCUCCCCAGCGUCCUCUUCCCUCACUGCUCCCCCCAUUCUGCCAACAAUGACUGCCCUGGUCCACGUGGACAGCCUUCCGGAAUACGAGAAGAGUCAGAUCAAGAGAGCCCUGGAGCUGGGCACAGUGAUGACGGUGUUCAGCUUCCGCAAGUCCACCCCAGAGCGGAGGACCGUCCAGGUGAUCAUGGAGACGCGCCAGGUGGCCUGGAGCAAGACAGCCGACAAGAUCGAGGGCUUCUUGGAUAUCAUGGAAAUCAAGGAAAUCCGCCCAGGGAAGAACUCUAAGGAUUUUGAGCGUGCAAAAGCAGUCCGCCAGAAGGAAGAGUGCUGUUUUACCAUCUUGUACGGCACCCAGUUUGUUCUGAGCACACUCAGUCUGGCAGCUGACUCUAAAGAAGAUGCGAAUAAGUGGCUCUCUGGCUUGAAAAUCUUACACCAGGAAGCGAUGAGUGCAUCUACACCCACCAUUAUUGAGAGUUGGCUGAGAAAGCAGAUUUAUUCAGUGGACCAAACCAGAAGAAACAGCAUCAGCCUCCGAGAGUUGAAGACCAUCUUACCCCUGGUCAACUUUAAGGUGAACAGUGCCAAGUUCCUCAAAGAUAAGUUUGUGGAAAUUGGUGCACACAAAGAUGAGCUCAGCUUUGAGCAGUUCCACCUGUUCUAUAAAAAACUUAUGUUUGAGCAGCAAAAGUCGAUUCUUGAUGAAUUCAAAAAAGAUUCUUCCGUGUUCAUCUUGGGCAACACUGACCGGCCGGACGCCUCUGCUGUUCACCUGCAUGACUUCCAGCGCUUUCUCUUACAUGAGCAACAGGAGCUUUGGGCUCAGGAUCUGAACAAAGUCCGUGCGCGGAUGACAAAGUUUAUCGAUGACACCAUGAGGGAAACGGCCGAGCCCUUCUUGUUUGUCGAUGAGUUCCUCACGUAUCUGUUUUCGCGGGAGAACAGCAUCUGGGAUGAGAAGUAUGACGUGGUGGACAUGCAGGACAUGAACAACCCCUUGUCCCAUUACUGGAUCUCCUCUUCGCAUAACACGUACCUCACCGGUGACCAGCUACGGAGUGAGUCAUCCACAGAAGCGUACAUCCGCUGCCUGCGGAUGGGCUGUCGCUGCAUUGAGUUGGACUGCUGGGACGGACCCGACGGGAAGCCCAUCAUCUACCACGGCUGGACACGGACCACCAAGAUCAAGUUUGACGACGUUGUGCAGGCCAUCAAAGACCAUGCCUUUGUCACUUCAAGCUUCCCCGUGAUCCUGUCCAUCGAGGAGCACUGUUGCGUGGAGCAGCAGCGCCACAUGGCCAGGGUGUUCAAGGAGGUGUUUGGUGACCAGCUGCUGACGAAGCCCACAGAGGCCAGUGCUGACCAGCUGCCCUCGCCCAGCCAGUUGCGGGAGAAGAUCAUCAUCAAGCAUAAGAAGCUGGGUCCCCGAGGGGACGUGGAUGUCAACAUGGAGGACAAGAAAGAUGAGCACAAGCAACAGGGUGAACUGUAUAUGUGGGAUUCCAUCGACCAGAAAUGGACUCGGCACUACUGUGCCAUCGCCGAUGCCAAACUGUCUUUCAGCGAUGACAUUGAGCAGACUGCAGAAGAGGAGCUGCCCCAGGACACACCCCCCACGGAGCUGCAUUUUGGGGAGGAGUGGUUCCACAAGAAAGUAGAGAAGAGGACGAGUGCCGAGAAGCUGCUGCAGGAAUACUGUGCAGAGACGGGGGGCAAGGAUGGGACUUUCCUUGUGCGGGAGAGCAAGACCUUCCCCAAUGACUACACCCUGUCCUUCUGGCGGUCCGGCCGCGUCCAGCACUGCCGGAUCCGUUCCACCGUGGAGGGGGGCACCAUGAAGUACUUCCUGACUGACAACGUCAUGUUCACCAGCAUCUACGCCCUCAUCCAGCACUACCGCGAGACCCACCUGCGCUGCGCCGAGUUCGAGCUGCGGCUCACCGACCCUGUGCCCAACCCCAACCCCCACGAGUCCAAGCCGUGGUACUACGACGGGCUGAGCCGUGGGGAGGCAGAGGACAUGCUAAUGAGGGUGCCCCGGGACGGCGCCUUCCUGAUCCGGAGGCGAGAAGGUACCGACUCCUAUGCCAUCACCUUCAGGGCCAGGGGCAAGGUGAAGCACUGCCGAAUUCACCGGGAUGGCCGGCACUUUGUGCUGGGGACCUCUGCCUACUUCGAGAGCCUCGUGGAGCUAGUCAGCUACUACGAAAAGCACGCGCUCUACCGAAAAAUGCGACUGCGCUACCCCGUGACGCCUGAGCUCCUGGAGCGCUACAAUAUGGAAAGAGAUAUAAACUCCCUCUAUGACGUCAGCAGAAUGUAUGUGGAUCCCAGUGAGAUCAAUCCUUCUAUGCCUCAGAGAACCGUGAAAGCUCUGUAUGACUACAAAGCCAAGCGAAGCGAUGAGCUGAGUUUCUGCCGUGGGGCCCUCAUUCACAACGUCUCGAAGGAGCCCUGGGGCUGGUGGAAGGGGGACUAUGGAACCAGAAUCCAGCAGUACUUCCCAUCCAAUUACGUCGAGGACAUUUCAACAGUCGACGUGGAGGAGCUGGAGAAACAGAUUAUUGAAGACAAUCCCUUAGGGUCUCUUUGUAGGGGAAUACUGGAUCUCAAUACCUAUAACGUUGUGAAAGCCCCCCAGGGGAAAAACCAGAAGCCAUUCGUGUUUAUCCUGGAGCCCAAGAAGCAAGGCGACCCCCCAGUAGAGUUUGCCACGGACAAGGUGGAGGAGCUCUUUGAGUGGUUUCAGAGCAUCCGGGAGAUCACCUGGAAGAUAGAUACCAAGGAGAACAACAUGAAGUACUGGGAGAAGAACCAGUCCAUCGCCAUCGAGCUCUCGGACCUGGUCGUCUACUGCAAGCCAACCAGCAAGACCAAGGACAAUUUAGAAAACCCUGACUUCCGAGAAAUCCGGUCCUUUGUGGAGACAAAGGCAGACAGUGUCAUCAGACAGAAACCCGUUGACCUCCUGAAGUACAAUCAGAAGGGCCUGACCCGUGUUUACCCGAAAGGACAGAGGGUGGACUCCUCCAACUACGACCCAUUUCGCCUCUGGCUGUGCGGCUCCCAGAUGGUGGCACUCAAUUUCCAGACUCCAGACAAGUAUAUGCAGAUGAAUCACGCCUUGUUCUCACUCAAUGGGCGAACGGGCUACGUCCUACAGCCUGAGAGCAUGAGGACGGAGAAGUAUGACCCCAUGCCACCUGAGUCCCAGAGGAAGAUCCUGAUGACUCUGUCAGUCAAGGUUCUUGGGGCUCGCCAUCUCCCCAAACUUGGACGAAGUAUCGCAUGUCCCUUUGUGGAGGUGGAAAUUUGUGGAGCUGAAUAUGACAACAACAAGUUUAAGACAACAGUCGUGAAUGACAAUGGCCUAAGCCCUGUUUGGGCUCCAACACAGGAGAAAGUGACCUUUGAAAUUUACGACCCCAACCUGGCGUUUCUGCGCUUUGUGGUCUACGAGGAAGAUAUGUUCAGUGACCCCAAUUUCCUUGCUCACGCCACUUACCCCAUCAAAGGAAUCAAAUCAGGAUUCAGAUCUGUUCCUCUGAAGAACGGGUACAGUGAAGACAUUGAGCUGGCUUCCCUCUUGGUUUUCUGUGAGAUGCAGCCAGUCCUGGAGAGCGAAGAGGAACUUUAUUCCUCCUGUCGCCAGCUGCGAAGGCGGCAGGAAGAGCUCAACAAUCAGCUCUUUCUGUACGACACACACCAGAACUUGCGCAACGCCAACCGGGAUGCCCUCGUUAAAGAGUUCAAUGUCAACGAGAACCAGCUCCAGCUGUACCAGGAGAAGUGCAACCGGAGGUUGAGAGAGAAGCGAGUCAGCAACAGCAGGUUUUACUCCUAGAAGCUGGGGUACAUGUGUCGGGGUGUCACAUGCGUGUGUGUCUGUGUAUAGGAGAAAGUCCUCUCUUUCAGACCCUGGAUACAUGCUCAUCCGUGAGGUCAUCCUCUCUGCAAGACUGGCAUCAAGAUGACAUUUCUGAAGAUCCGACUGGCAUGAGUUGGGGUUAUUUCCUAAUUUUUUUUCAUCUUGGACAAUUUCUUAACUUAUAUUUUCUAUAGAGGAUCAUAAAAACAUGUUCCAAACCUCCUUGAAUAAAAGCAGUGAAAAUCUUGAUGAGUUAACCCUCCUGUGCUUGACCCAUACAGUGAACAGCAUUCCUUUUCCAGCCUCUAAAGACCCAGGUAACUGACUUCCACGGAGGAUGAGCCCCAUAUGUAAGGAACUAAUUCAUUAGAUUCUGAAAAGAAUUUUUACCAAAAGGCAAAUGAUUCCACAAUUAAGGCCAUCGGAUUUCACCAGGGCCCGAAGAGGAGCCCUGCCCCCAGCUGCCCCGUGUGCCGGGCUUUGCUCCGUGGGUGCCACCACUGGCCAGCUGGCUGUCUAGACAGACCUGCAGCCUGUGCCUCAAAGGUGGUUGAGGAAUGGAAUCUCUGUUCAGUAGGACAACUUUCCAGUUGACGAUGGAGACUUACUCUGUGACUGGAGUUAUUGGGGUGAGGGCCACUUUGAUUUAGAAGUCUGUCAGAGAGGCCAGAGACCCACUGGGAAGGCUCAGCCCACUUCUCACCCCGCCCCCAUCUCUGCCCACUUGUGAGCUGGCCGCAUGACUGCUGGAGAGGCCCCGUGUCUGCAACUCUCCAUAGACAAGAGGUCAUUUACCAACUUAAAAAGAUGAUCACAGUUUAGCCCUCUGGGGUUAUCCCAUUUUCUGCAGCACUGAGCUAAGCCUUAAGCCUUAGCAAACUACAGAAAAAAAAACCUACCUCCAGCCAUCACCAGAGAGGCAGACCCACCUAGGACAAGAUGAUACUCGUCUACAUCUUGAUAUUGAUACGAUUGAAUGGUUCAUACAGUGUGAUGAUUUAAUAAGGCUUCUUAAAGGCAAGGAUAGUUUGGAGGUGGAGAGUAUGACUCAGUAGACUCAUGACUUGGUCAGAGGGAAUUGAGAACGGAUUUGGGUGUGUGGUGGUGGAGCAGGUAAUGGUGAGAAAAAAUACGAUCGUGUCAGGAGGACCAACUAGCAGUUAACCUGGUGGAUUUACUGGUUGGAACUGGAUAGUAAACACACAUACAGCCCUUCCCUAGUUACCCUGGACUUAGCCUGCAUGUACUGGGAAGUACAUGAAAACCAGCCAGGCUGUGUGUGUGUUCAAAAGACCUUAUGCUUGCAUUCCACAGAAGUUUUUAAGCUCCUCUAUACAUCAAGUACUGCGCCCGAGGUCAGGGGCACAAUGUAAAAAAAAAAAAGUUUUUUUAGGGGGAAAAAAAAGCCAUGCUUACUGUUCUGGAAUUUAUCUAUCCCCAUGCUCCUGAAAGAAAUGCAUUUUACUUUCCUUAAAGCCUGGAGUAUAGGUAACAGCAGUCUGAUGAGGCGGAGCUGUUAUCUUGUGAUAUUUAUUCUUCAAACUGGAGUUGCUAUCUUAUUUUGCAGUCAGCCACUAAAGUGAAGAAUAUUCCUGAUGGUAGCAAAUGUCCAAAGCAACUUUGAAUAGAGGUGAGAUGCAAAGACACGGAGGGAAGUGCUGCAGGGAAGGAAUUUGCAGACUCUCUAGCCAGUGCCCCAUUCGCCAUUGGCCAGGUGGCCACUGGAGCCUAAUGAUUGCACCCUUAGCCCUACCUCCAGACUUCUUUUGCCUCAUCAUUACCUCUACACCACAGAGCUCAGGUGCUGCUGUCAUUCUCCCCGUUUUCAGCUCAGGGGUGAGCAAAAGACAUAAACCUCCCCACUUCAUUUUAAAGUCAAAGAGCUAAGUAAAGGCCUGGAUCCCCUUUCUGCUUAAAAUGGACUUUCUGCUAGUGUGUCAAAUUAAGACAGUGUGGCAUAGAAGGAAAAAAACCAUCUUUUCAGCUGUUACUGUGUGAAAUCCCUGCCCAGCCGCACCUAUGCAGCAAAAAUGCAGGGGGAUGGUGGGGGUUAUACUAUAAAUGGUGCUGGGAAUAAACUCUUUCCCUAAAACUGUCUCCUCCUAAGUGCUACAGUGAUUUGAAUCCACCAUUAGAGAGUAUUUGCUUUGGCUCAUCCAUUCUCUCCUUAAUAGAGUAAGGUGGUACUCACAUUAACAGAGAAGGUGGUACUAGGAUUCUCUCAGGAAAAAACAGAGGGAAAGUAAAAGGCACAGGUGAUGUCGCUACUCUUCCCAUAGUCUGCCCGGAUGCCACACAACCUAGAUAUAUCUAGCUGAGAUUGUGGUGUAACAGUCAUGAAAUAAGCACAAUUCAGGUCACGCAGAAUAGUGAUAGGGACAUCUUGAGAGAUGGCAACAGCAUAGCGGAUCCAAACCAUGGCUGUGUAUGUGUUACACUUUUCUCUAGGUAUAUCAUUUAGACUAUGUUUUAUCCCAUGGAAAAACAAAAGGAGGGGGACACUGGUUAGAUAUUGAAGUUUGGGAAAUUCAGGUUGUACGAAGUUAAAUAAUUUCUCUGCUGUGAAGCUUGGAUAUCCUAAUGUGCACGGUUAAGAGAGGUGUAGAAUAUUACAUUUCCCAAGUUAGACCUGAGUCAUUUGAGCCAAGGGAUGUCUAUCUCAUGGGGCUAGUGUGCAGUGGAACACAUUUGAGGGCAGCUGCUCUCUUAAGGAGACAGCCACAGGGGUACAUGGCUGCCUCAGCUGCAAGAGCAAGCAGCUCUUGAUCUCGGGGUCAUGAGUUUGAGCCCAUGUUGGUGUAGAGAUUCCAAAUUUAAAGGAAGCCAGGCAACAGAAUCUAAUAAUUGACAUAUUUUGUGACUUAAAUAAGAUCUAAAUUUAAGUCACCAAGGCCAAUGAUCUUCAGAUUGGGCCAGCCUUACCCUGUCUACCACAGCUUUCCAAGGAAUAUACAGGCUCAAAUAAUUUUAGGGGAUCAAUUUUCAGAUCCUUACCUUCCUAUUUAUACUCUUUCUUAAGGUUCAUCUGCCUCAGAAAAUGCUUUUUUCUCCCCUUACAAAAGAACAAGCUCUUUCCCCAUAGUGAGUUUUAAACUAUAGAGCGUGACUCAAGGUAUAAAAUUUAAAAUACAAGUGCUUGGGAAGUGAAAGCCUCUUCAGGUACAAAUCCUUCUGCCAUUCAGGUGGCUCUCAAUUUUUUUGAUUCCAAUAAAGUUGAAGUAACACCCAAGAUUUCUCAGCAUUUUAGCCUGUAACUUCUGAAGGACUUAGGAGAAUUCAGCUAUUCUGCUAUCACAAAAACUCUGUUACCAUCUCCUUAUCUAGGGGAACAAAGAUCAGCAACACUUUUCAUACAUAAAAUUGCAGAGGGAGAAUAGGAUGGAUACCGUGGACAUUCUAACAAGGGUAACAUGUAUCUACAGAGACAUGAAAUAACAUGAAGACAUGAAGUGGGGGGAAGCUUUCUUCAACACACUGAGUGAUACAUUGCCAAUGAAAUUUUAGUAUGUUUAAUUAUUAAAAUUUGCACUAUAUUAGCUUAUUGAUCAAAUGCAAUCCAGAAGUUUCAAAUGCAUAAAGCCUUAUGAUUUAUUGGCUAUUAUAGAAAUGUGAUAAAAUAUGCAAACAAACAAUAUAAAAGCCGAACAUCAAUAGGCUAAAAUUUUGAAGGGAAGUAGAGUAAAAACACACGUUCAAGGGGUAAAACAAAAAAGGGUGUAUUUCCUACCAUCAAAAAUUGCCUUAUUCCUGUAGUUUUUGAACAGGUGAUAGUGUCUAUCAGCUACUGUAUUUAGCACCUCUAGGCUCGACUUAAAGAGGAAUGUAACCAUUUUAUUUAAAGAUGCAUUAUCUGCAACAUGCUGGCAACUUGAAUUCUUCGCAACUAUUUACGAUGAAAAAUUUUAGAUAUCAGUUUAAAAAUGUGCAGGGGAAUACUCAGUUUUUCAAAAUUCACCAAAGAGGUCUCGGAGCGUUAAAUUUUAAGGUGGCUGAUGUAGGGCUGCUAAGUGAUGAGUUGCACUUGGAUCUGAGAAGGAUGGCUAAAAGAGGCCUCAGCCCUUUUAGCAAAUUUAAAAUGAAUAAAGUUAGUUUUCAUGGCACCUACGUGGCUCAGUCAGUUUAGCAUCGAACUCAUCUCAGUUCAGGUCUUAAUCUCGGGGGUUGUGAGUUCAAGCCCCACAUUGGGCACCAUGCUGGGUAUGAAGUGUACUUAAAAAAAUUAAGUUAACUUUCAACUUGGGUGGCUGCUAACUUUUUGGAGACAACCCUAAAAAGUCAUACUCUGGCCAACAGAAAGUUAAUAAAGUAGUUUAAGAAAUAUGCAGGAUGACAAAAUUGGCACUUGAAAAACACUCCAUGAUUUCUCAGGUUUUGUCCUUUCUGAAAUAUUUUCUUCUUGAAGAACCAGAUUCUGCAAUAAUCCUGUCUCUCAGAAAUUUCUACAUUUCUUAUUUUUCAGUAGACUUUAAAAAGCUGCAUUUGUAAACCUGUGUUUCAUUAUUAAAGCUUAAUUUAUUUUUUAUAUAAACUGUGUGCUUGUGGUACACAGAAAAUCAUGUGAAUGAGUCACACAAAUAUUGGCUACUGUUAAUGUAAAAAUUAAAUGGCUGUAUC